GAAAAUGGCAUGGUAAAAUGCAUGGUUACAAACCUGAAACUAAUGUUAGAAGUCACAGAACUAUCCAUAUUCUUCCAACAGAUUUAUCUACCCCUGUUUUAUCUGUUAAUAUCCCACAGAUGAAACUGGCCCUUCUAAAUGUUAGAUCACUAAAUAACAAAACAUUUCUAGUUAAUGAUCUGGUCAAAGAAAACAACUUAGACUGCAUCUGUCUAACAGAAACCUGGCUAAACAAUGACACGGCAACAGCAACUUUGAUAGAAGCGUGUCCGCCCGAUUACAGCUUUCACCAAGUUUCUAGGACAUCAAAAAAAGGUGGAGGAGUCGCAGCUAUUUUCUCCUCUAAUCUGUUGUUCAAAAUCACUGAGCUAAGUGAAUUCACAUCAUAUGAAUAUCUUGCUAUAGAGCUCAAAACCGAAUCAAUACUUUUUGUUAUUAUAUAUCGGCCACCCAAGCACUCGCCAAUAUAAGAAUUCUCUGAACUAUUAAGCCUAUGUGUCACUAGAUAUGACAAAGUAGUUUUAAACGGAGACUUAAAUAUCCAAGCAAAUAAAAAAGCAGACCCAAGAACUAUUGAGCUCUUAAAUCUCCUCGACAGUUUCAAUCUAACUCAACACAUAACAGACCCAACACACCGGCACGGAAACACACUAGAUCUAGUGAUAACAACUGGACUAAAUAUCAAUAAUAUUUCAAUAACUGAUCUACCCCUCUCAGACCAUCAUUAUAUACUUUUUAAUGUGGAAAUUAUCCUAACAAAAAACAAAAAAGAAUUCUUAGUCCAUAGAAGAUAUUUAGACGAUACAGCUAUGAUGAAAUUUUCUGAACAAUUUGCUCUAUAUGAGCCGACUAACCAUUAUUGCUCUCUGAAUGAAAUGGUAGAGAACCUCAAUGAUGCACUAUUAUCUGUGUUAGACUCUUGCACUGUUGCACCACUGAAAACCAAAAAGAAGUGCACAAGCAGAACCUCCCCAUGGCUGAGAAAUAAAAAUGUUAGUGAAACGAAAAUAAAAUGCAGAGAGAAAAUGGAGGAAAACAAAGAUCACUAUCCACUACAAUAUCUACAAAGAUACACUAACCACCUAUAACAAAACCAUCCGUCUAGCAAGGAGAGAAUAUUUCUCCAACAUUAUUACAUAAAAUGACAGAAUUUCCAGUGUUCUUUUCUCCACCAUUGACCAGCUGCUAAACACUGUCCCUGCUCCACCUCCAUCCUCAGCAGUUAAAUGUGAAGAGCUUGCUUUGUUCUUCAAGAACAAAUUACCUUUGAUCAGAGCUAGUAUUAUUAAUAGUGGGGUCGAAACUGACAUCAGUAGAUUCUGCAACAUAACCAUGAGCACAUUUACCUGUAUCACACUUAGUGAACUUUCCAAAAUUGUCAGCGAAUCUAACUCCACAACCUCAGAUAUUGAUCCUAUACCCACAAUAUUCUUUAAGCGAGUAUUUGAUAGUGUCUCAGGUCCGGUGCUAGAGAUUAUAAACACAUCCCUUAGAACAUAAUCAGAGAACAUAACAUAGAUUUCCAUAGCUAUGCGGAUGACACACAACUAUAUAUAUCCACUGAACCCAACGAUGCAACGGCCAUCAAUUCCAUUACCAACUGCCUGUUGGCAAUAAACAAAUGGAUGAAUGAUAACUUUCUUAAAUUAAAUGAAGACAAAACCGAAGUCCUACUAUGUGGCCCCAAAUCCAAAAGAGAGAUGCUUACUAAGAAUCUAGGAGGCUUAACCCCCUGUCUUAAACCAGAGGUGACGAGUCUCGGUGUAAUCCUGGACUCAGAUUUGAAUUUCAACUCUCACAUUAAUAAAGUGACCAAAACAGCUUUCUUUCACCUGAGGAAUAUAGCAAAGGUACGACUAUUCAUAAACCAAAAUGAUGCAGAGAAGUUAAUUCAUGCUUUUAUAUCCAGCCGGCUGGACUACUGUAACGCACUUUUCACUGGUCUUCCCAAGAAAACCACUGAAAGACUACAGCUCAUUCAAAAUUCUGCAGCUAGAUUAUUAACCUACACUGGCUCCCCGUUACCUUCAGAAUUGACUUUAAGGUCCUUUUCCUCACUCUCUACACGGUCCUUGUCCAGCUCUACACGGACAAGGACCUAGCUACAUUGCUAACUCCCUUAUAAACUACACACCAGCUAGAACACUGCGAUCAUCAAAUGCAGGCCUAUUAGAGGUCACCAGAAGCAGUCAUAAGAAGAUUGGUGAUUCAGCCUUUGUCAAUUACGCCCCAAAACUAUGGAACAAAUUACCCAUAAAUAUUAGGGAAGCAAAUACGCUAGACAUUUUUAAAAGACAGCUUAAAACCUACCUUUUUACUGAAGCAUUUAAGUAAUUUUAUCUCAGAAGGGUUUUACUACUUUUAUUAGCUAAAUUAUUGUUUAAUUAUUACUUUUAUCACUUGUAUUAUUGUUUUUAUUGAUUUUAUGUAAAGUACCUUGAGCUACAAUUUUUGUAUGAAAUGUACUAUAUAAAUAAAGUCUUACUUACUUAC
This is a messenger RNA of Osmerus eperlanus (European smelt), 2493 nucleotides long. RefSeq lists its product as uncharacterized. The record is from RefSeq and is a predicted model, not a curated record. Gene Ontology annotation, molecular function: catalytic activity. Lineage: Eukaryota; Metazoa; Chordata; Actinopteri; Osmeriformes; Osmeridae.